AUGGAGCGCGGCGCACGGGGCGCCCGAGCGCGACCGCCACGGCCACCUCCCUCGGCUGGGUUGCCCGUUCGGGGCGCCCGCCCGGUUACGGGGUCCUCGGGGCGCCCGCGCCCCGCGCCUAGCCGUUGCCGCGGCUGCCGGAAGCUGCGGCUCAGCAGCCGGCCGGGCUCUGGAGCACCCAAGCCCGCUUCAGGAAAGCGGCUUCCGCUCCUCGACUACUGGCAGCAGGACGCCGGCGGCCGACGAUCUCUGGGCGCCGCGAUGGGGGCGGAACGGGGCGGGGACGCUGCGACGGCUGCGGCGGAGGCGGGCGGGCUCCUCCUCGCAGGUGCGGAGGCGGCGGCAGCGGGCGAGGCCCGGGAUUGGUGGAGCCGCGGCCAGAGCGAGGGGCCAGGCAUGAAGAAACGGCUGGCGGUGGCUACUGGGACCCGGGCCUCUGCCCGCGCCCUGCGGCCCCUCCGCGUGCUCCCGACCUGCGGCGUGGGAGGUUGGCGAGUCUGGGAGGAUGAGCGUCCUGAGUGCCGGAUGACAAGGGGAAGAGGAAGAGCUGCUAACCUCGGUAGCGGGACGGUUAGGGGGAAAUCCCUGCGUGCUGCGCGGCCUCUGCGACCCGAGCACCUCAGUGUUUCCAGAGUCGGUCCACGCGGGCCUCUCACCGAGGACUCCCGGCAAGACGGAGAUUCCCGCUCGACGAAAACCACUUUAGCGCCUUACCUCGCUCUGGCCUGGGCGCAGACGCCCGGAGCUUCCGCGCGCUUUUCGUUCUUGACCCUGCCUCACAAUUGCCUGGGAGAACUCACCAAACCAUGGGUGCCCGGGCCCCACCCCAAGGGUUCUGAUGGGGGAAGUCUGGCUUUCCGACUGAGGUCCCCAUUCCUUAAUAGGUUUGGUACCUUAGAAGAAGAGGAGCGGUCUCUUUUUGCCAGAUGAGGACACAGGAGAGGUUGGCAAGCCAGGAAGAGAGCUCU
Messenger RNA from Physeter macrocephalus (sperm whale), 968 nucleotides. RefSeq lists its product as uncharacterized. NCBI's taxonomy places the organism in Eukaryota, Metazoa, Chordata, Mammalia, Artiodactyla, Physeteridae. The record is from RefSeq and is a predicted model, not a curated record. Bases 1 to 930 code for a protein of 309 amino acids. The transcript has 3 exons.